UUGACCUAUAUUUACACAUGGUCACAUGAGCUAGAACACAUAUCCUUUUGUCUCAUAGCAAGGAGCUGAACAAUGGUCCUAGUAGCUGACCUAGUGUAUCUCCUCAUCUCCCUGUGCUGUGCAAUACCAAGUGCUGCAUCGAUACUCUAUUUUUCGUGUUUUAUGUGGAAUGGACUGGAUCUCCCCAUAGGCAUUGACGGCCAUGCUGACUGGCACACCCCCCCUUUGCUGACUAGCUCCACCCUCUUACACAACGCUCUGUUGCUACUCAUCUUCCCAGUACAACACACCUUCACUCUGCGAGGCCCCCUCAAUACUCUACGACUGAUGGUACCUGAACACUACAGACGUCCAGUCUACUCCCUCAGUGCUGGCCUGGCACUGGGGCUCACCAUGUACCUAUGGCAGCCGAUGCCUCAACCUGUCUGGACCAUCUCAAACACUACUGUUGCUAAUAUCGUCUCAGCUGUGUCGCUGAUCGGGUUCCUAGGAGCACCUAUAGCUAUCAAUAAUAUGGACCCUUUUGGUUUGAACAUCUUUGGUGUGAGGAAGCCUCUUCUAAAACUACUUGGCUGGGAGUCAGGGGGUGGUCCUCUGGGGGAGGCGGGGCUGAUAGAGACAGGUCUGUAUGGACUCGUGAGGAACCCUCAAUACAGUAUGAUAAUGAUGGGAAUAUGGAUCACUCCAACCAUGAGUGUAGGCCACCUCCUCUUGACCUCUGUCUACACACUGUACGUGAUACUAGCUGUGAAAUACUCGGAGGAGCCUGCACUCGUCAGGGAGAUGGGCAAGGCCUACACUGACUACAUGGACAGGACUCCUCCUUAUAUACCAGCUCUCACUAAACACAACAAGUCAAAGAGAACAUGAUAGAACUGUCUUUUAAAUUUCAUUCCAGUCCUAUAGGGAGAAAUCAUGUCAUGGGUUGGUUUAAUGGAUUUUUGUCAAACUUCAAAACUUAUUUUACCAAA
Messenger RNA from Halichondria panicea, 971 nucleotides. Its product is annotated as methanethiol S-methyltransferase 2-like. Gene Ontology annotation, cellular component: nuclear membrane. The coding region runs from base 73 to 870 and encodes 265 amino acids. The record is from RefSeq and is a predicted model, not a curated record. Lineage: Eukaryota; Metazoa; Porifera; Demospongiae; Suberitida; Halichondriidae. The transcript has 6 exons.